GUGGCAACAUUGCCCCGGUUAAACCGAAGUUUUCUGUUUUGUUUUAAAAAUAUGUUAAUGAAAUUAUUAGACAUUUGAUUGAAUUCUUCCAAAUUAGACUUUACUAAUUUUUUCCUUUUAUUAAAGUUCUUGCCUUUAGUUCACUAAUAGUCUUUGGUAAUUCUGAACUUAUAACUUAAGAUGUAUUUCAGAAACUUCGAAAUGAAAUACGACCGAUUCUAUUGUAACUACGAGUAAAAGCAUGGAAGAAGAAAUUUCUGGUUUUUCAUAUUUAGGAAGCAAAAGAGAGAGUUAUGAAAUUUCUUCGAAUCUGCUUAAAUACUGUCAUAGGCCGGUUAAAACAUUAUUUAACCCUGGAGAUGUAAUAACUGAUUCAGAAGAUGAAACGCAUGUCUGGGAAGCCUGUGGGAACAUUGAAUAUGCUGAAAAAACAUCCAAAUUUGAAAGCAAAGAAACUCAAACAGAUUACAGAGAGAGUGAGGCUCAGACUGAUCCAUGGGACCCUCCUUACAAGAUAAUUAAAGUUAAUAAAGUACCUGAAGUACUUUCUUUAAAGGAGUUUUCUUACGGUAAUGGUCUUCCAGCUACAAAAUUAGAAGUUGAUUUCAUUAUUCAGACUCGGGAAAAUAAUAAAUUAACUCAAACUUUAGAAGGAGACGAUAGUGAAAAGGCUUUCUUAAAAAGAAAGGAAAUUUUGAAAGAUCAGAUUAAAACAAAUUGGAACUAUAAAGUUGCUAUCGAAAAUGAAAUGCAACUAAAGAAACUGGAAGAAAUUAAGUCUUCCCUGAUGAAUGAAUUGAGUCAAAGAUCUGAAAAGCGAGGAUAUAUUUUAAAAAAUAUGUGGAAUCGUAAAAAGGAAGAGAUGAAAAAAAAGCACGACAAGUUAGAAGGAAAGCUUAGAAAAGAAAUAAAUGCUAUAGAACAUCAUCUACAGAAUAUGGAAGGCGACUCUUCUAAAAUCUUUACUGAAUCUGAAAAUGUAGAAGAUCCUUUUGUCAAUGUUAAGAAUUAUAUUUUAACUGAAGAGAACAUGGAUUACUUACAGAACAAUUUCUCUCUCUCCAAUUUUCAAGAUCUGUUAACAAUUAAAGACUGGCUGGAGAAAAAGCAAACUGUAUUGAAGAACAAAGUGCCUCUUACUAGGUUAACCAGGAAAACACAAAGAGAGUCAUUAUCUGAAGAAGCUUACCAAAACUAUUUAGCUAAGAAGAGGACAAAAGUUCCCCCUAAGGUUUAUCAUGAAGAUUUUCAACGGGAAGAAGUUCCACUACCAACUACGAAACCUGAAGAUGUGGCUGAAUUCAUAGAUCUAGAUGAAAAGAAGAUUGAUAUGGUUACAGUUUGGCAACAAGUUUUAAGAGGAUUAGCUAUUCAAAAGCAGAUGUUACAUUUAAUUGAAAAGCACAAAGAAGCAAUUGAUCUUUCUUUGUCUGAAGUCACUAAGGAAUGAGAUUAUGUUUGCAACAUCUAAUUAUGUUCAAUAGUAUUCUGGAACUUGAUAUGUGUGCUUUAUUCAAAAUUUUGUUAUAUAUCUUGUAAGUUAAUUGUAUCCAAAAUUUGUAAGAAUAAAAUAUAUUAUAUGUCUA
Parasteatoda tepidariorum (common house spider) is the source of this 1586-nucleotide messenger RNA. RefSeq names its product cilia- and flagella-associated protein 91. The record is from RefSeq and is a predicted model, not a curated record. NCBI's taxonomy places the organism in Eukaryota, Metazoa, Arthropoda, Arachnida, Araneae, Theridiidae.